AUGAUUUGCAAUAAUGACACAUUUAAGAUGUUUACCAUCAAAAAAAUAAUUUAUGAAAAUCAAAAUCAAAAAAUUUACUUGGCUAACAUUAAAGAUAAGUUCAAAGUAAUUGUACUUAAAGUUGAAAUCGGUGAUUAAAAAUACAUCUAAACAUAAUACAAAAUACUUGACUUUUUAAAAUUUGUUUUGGGAGUGCCAUAAAUACUGAACUUCGGUUUUACUGCUGAUGAAAAGUAUAUAUCAAUUAUAUUUGAGGUUUUAUUAUUCUAUAGACUAUUAUGAUAAAUCUGUUUCCAAUAUUUUAAAAUAAUACGGAACUUUAAGUCUAUAAUCAGUGUUAUCAAUAGGAUUAUCUUUACUUAGAAUUUUAAGUGCUAUUCACAGAUAAGAAAUUAUUUAUUGUAAUAUUUGUCCAGAAAAUAUUGUAUUUUCUAAAGAAGGAUUAGAUCAUGAUUCUAAAAUUCAUUUAAUUGGUUUUGGUUAAGCAUUUUUUAAAUAUGACAAACCAAAAAAAAUUUUAAAUAAAGACUUUUUUCCUUAUUAAUCCUGCUUAUCUCAUAAUAAUCAUAUACUUUAUAAGAAGGAUGAUUUAGAAAGUUUGGGAUAUCUCUUAAUAAAAUUAAGAAAAGGUAUGAUUAUAUAUAAAAUUUGUAGGAACCUUACCAUGGGAAUAAUUGCCUCAAUAAUUGAUGAAUUAGAAGAAGUUUGAAUGUUUGAAAUCAAACGAAAUAUUUAAGGGACUUCCAUAUGAAUUUAAAUUGUACUUUAAAUAACUUGAAUAAUUUAAUGAUGAACCAAAACAUUAAUAUUUCAUUAAAUUACUAAAUGCAAUUAUGUUAAAAUAUUGCAAGACAACUCGACAUUGUAUUUAAGAACUAAAUUAAUUAACUCCAAUAUCUGAAGCUUCAGUUGAAACAAUAACAUCAAUAGAUAGUUUAUANAUGAGUUUGAAAUUACGAAUUUUAUUAUCUCUCUAAAUAAAUAAUAAUCAUUUAAUUUCUAAAUUAAUAUUAUUAACUUUCAUAAUUAAUACUGAUCAAAUUUUACAUCAUCAAAAUUAAAUAACAAAUAAAGGGAUGCUAAUUCUGAUCCAUAUAUAUAUGAAUGGUGGUUUAAUUAUUUCCAUAAUUUAUAUAUAUUUAUAAUUAUUUAAACUUCUCCAUUAAAAUAUGAUUUGCAAUAAUGACACAUUUAAGAUGUUUACCAUCAAAAAAAUAAUUUAUGAAAAUCAAAAUCAAAAAAUUUACUUGGCUAACAUUAAAGAUAAGUUCAAAGUAAUUGUACUUAAAGUUGAAAUCGGUGAUUAAAAAUACAUCUAAACAUAAUACAAAAUACUUGACUUUUUAAAAUUUGUUUUGGGAGUGCCAUAAAUACUGAACUUCGGUUUUACUGCUGAUGAAAAGUAUAUAUCAAUUAUAUUUGAGGUUUUAUUAUUCUAUAGACUAUUAUGAUAAAUCUGUUUCCAAUAUUUUAAAAUAAUACGGAACUUUAAGUCUAUAAUCAGUGUUAUCAAUAGGAUUAUCUUUACUUAGAAUUUUAAGUGCUAUUCACAGAUAAGAAAUUAUUUAUUGUAAUAUUUGUCCAGAAAAUAUUGUAUUUUCUAAAGAAGGAUUAGAUCAUGAUUCUAAAAUUCAUUUAAUUGGUUUUGGUUAAGCAUUUUUUAAAUAUGACAAACCAAAAAAAAUUUUAAAUAAAGACUUUUUUCCUUAUUAAUCCUGCUUAUCUCAUAAUAAUCAUAUACUUUAUAAGAAGGAUGAUUUAGAAAGUUUGGGAUAUCUCUUAAUAAAAUUAAGAAAAGGUAUGAUUAUAUAUAAAAUUUGUAGGAACCUUACCAUGGGAAUAAUUGCCUCAAUAAUUGAUGAAUUAGAAGAAGUUUGAAUGUUUGAAAUCAAACGAAAUAUUUAAGGGACUUCCAUAUGAAUUUAAAUUGUACUUUAAAUAACUUGAAUAAUUUAAUGAUGAACCAAAACAUUAAUAUUUCAUUAAAUUACUAAAUGCAAUUAUGUUAAAAUAUUGCAAGACAACUCGACAUUGUAUUUAAGAACUAAAUUAAUUAACUCCAAUAUCUGAAGCUUCAGUUGAAACAAUAACAUCAAUAGAUAGUUUAUAUCUCUCUCGACGAUCUGCAAUGCUUUCAAAUGUGAGUAGUGUAAAUUUGUUAACGAAUACUGAAUUAGACUCAUCUAUUGAAGAAAAGCUGAAGAAAUUAGAGUUGAUAACUAAAUAAUAUAAAUUAAUCAGUAACUUAUGA
Paramecium pentaurelia is the source of this 2251-nucleotide messenger RNA. NCBI's taxonomy places the organism in Eukaryota, Ciliophora, Oligohymenophorea, Peniculida, Parameciidae. The record is from the annotation of a GenBank genome assembly.